This is a messenger RNA of Prunus persica (peach), 5029 nucleotides long. RefSeq names its product G-type lectin S-receptor-like serine/threonine-protein kinase At5g35370. Gene Ontology annotation, biological process: protein phosphorylation; recognition of pollen. Bases 915 to 3521 code for a protein of 868 amino acids. The transcript has 7 exons. The record is from RefSeq and is a predicted model, not a curated record. Gene Ontology annotation, molecular function: ATP binding; protein serine/threonine kinase activity. NCBI's taxonomy places the organism in Eukaryota, Viridiplantae, Streptophyta, Magnoliopsida, Rosales, Rosaceae.
UUUUUGCAAUUUUUCAAGUAAAUCCCUAUUAAGACUUAUAGAUUAAAAGAAAAUACCGUAGAACAGUAAUUACAAAGUAAAAUUAUUUUCCUCCCAUUACUUCAUUUGCAUUUUUUCUUUUCCCCUUGUGUUCCAAUUUUAAAAAAUAAAAGGGAGGGGAAAAAAGAAAAAGCACCACUCAUCCUCAUUGUUUCUUUUCUCUAAUUACCAAACCGAUUAACCAGAUGACACGAACAUGACCUUGAAUUUCACUCAUCGUCUUCUCCACUCAACCAAGCCAUUCCAGUUUCUGAAGACCAAUCACCCAACACAACACUCCAACACAAACGCACUUCCAUUUCCCAAUCCUCCACUCCUCCCCUUCACUUUUCGACCCCCAACUCGCUCCAACUCACUGUAUGGACGAGUCAGCUCACUCCUCCCACGUUCCCAUAGCUCCUCUUCAAGCCCAUUCAGCACCCAAAUCGUUCUCGAAAUCUUCAUCCUCUUCGCGUUCUCUCUGGUGCUUCUUUGCCUUCGGCUCUUCUCCAGCGUCCUAUUGCCCGAUUUUCCUCGCCGGUGGCACGGCCUUGUGGCUUUUGCUUCGGAAGCUGAGGCCAGAACCAAUGCAUACCCUUCGCACCUGUGGCAAGCCAUUGUUGCUUACGAGGACAGAAGGUUCUUUAGCCAUUUUGGGAUUGACCCAGUUGGGAUUGCUCGUGCAGUGGUGUCGUUUUCGGCUCUUGGCGGUGGCAGCACGAUUACCCAGCAGGAACAAGUUGGUGGAGAGAGGUUGUCAACGCUAACGUAAAACACAGAAGGAGAAUUGGAGAAAAGACAUGGAGAUAACAGAAUAGACCAUUUCCAGCCUGAACAAUACACCCCUUCGUCAAACCCUUCACUUGUUUUUGCUCUUCGUUCCAUCAAACCCCUGCAUGGGGUCCUUCUUAUUCAUCCCUACUGUUUUCUUACUUUUUGUUCUCCUUGUUCUCGUCUCCGGUGGAUCUUUCUCAGAGUUCAUAUACCCGAAUUUCUCAGCUUCACACUUUCAAUUCGUUGACAACGCCGGCGGUGCCUUCUUGUCCUCUCGAAAUGGAACAUUUAAAGCUGCUAUUGUCAAUCCUGGUGCUGAACAACCCAACUUCUACUUGUGCAUCAUCCAUGUGGCAUCCAACACCGUCAUCUGGACUGCUAAUCGUAAUGCUUCCAUAUCAGCUUCUGGUAAGAUGAAUCUAACGGCUAAAGGUGUUAGCAUUUCAGAUGAGGAUGGUAAUCCCGUAUGGUCAACUCCAUCAUUGAAGUCACCAGUUUCUGCAUUACUGCUGAAUGAAAUGGGUAACCUUAUCCUUCUUGAUCAAUUCAAUGGUUCCCUUUGGGAAAGUUUUCAUUAUCCAACCGACACGAUUGUGAUUGGACAACACUUACCAGUUGGGUCAUUUCUGUCCAGUACUCGAUCAAAUUUUUCAAUUGGUGAUUACAGGCUCAUAAUAAGUGAUUCUGAUGCGAUACUUCAAUGGCUUGGACAGACAUAUUGGGAAUUGUCAAUGGAUACAAACGCUUAUACAAACUCGAAUUAUAUAGUGGAAUAUAUGUCCAUUGACAGAACAGGUCUUCAUCUGCUUGGUCGUAAUGGAACAGUGGUCGUGAUUCAGGUACUCUUGUCAUCUUCUGACUUGAGAAUUGCCAAGUUGGAGUCCUCUGGCCAAUUUACUGUCAAAAGUUUAUCUGGUACUGACUGGAAGCAAGAAUUUGGUGGGCCAGCUGAUGAUUGUCAAAUUCCAUUAGUUUGUGGCAGAGUUGGUUUGUGUACUGCAUCUACCAGCCAUACUUGUUCAUGCCCCGCAAGCUUCCAUGCAGGUUCAGAAGAUACUGGCGGUUGUGUGCCAAGUGGUUCUUUUUCUUUGCCGUUUUCUUGCAACUCAACCAUUAAUGGUAGUCAGUUGAAUUCACCAGCCAUUUCAUAUAUCAGGCUUGACUACGGCAUGGAUUAUUUUGCCAAUGUUUUCUCCGAGCCUGUAAAAUAUGGUGUUAAUUUGUCAACCUGUCAAGCUCUCUGCUCAAGUGACUGCACUUGCUUGGGAAUUUUUUAUGAAAAUUCAUCUGGUUCUUGCUAUACACUUAAAGAUGAGUUGGGUUCCAUUUUUGUGAGUAAUACAGCCAAAAAUGACCUGUUGGGCUACAUCAAGGCUCUUGUUGGAUCUUCUCCAUCAAACUUCAGUGAUAAUAAGAAUCCCAGCAAUCAAAGCAAAAACUUUCCUGUAGCUGCUCUGGUGCUUUUGCCGUUCAGUGGGUUCUUUCUGUUGGUGGCUCUAGGUUUCCUCUUGUGGGGAAGACGGAGACAGUCAAAGAAAAAAGAGAUAAAAUUAGGGCAUUUUGGUUCACUUUCUUCAGGGGAUAUGGAUGCCUUCUAUAUCCCAGGUUUACCUAAGAGGUUUGAUUAUGAAGAACUUGAAGUGGCUACAGAUGAUUUCAAGACCCUGAUUGGGUCAGGUGGGUUUGGUGCUGUGUAUAAGGGUGUUCUACCUGAUAAAACUGUUGUAGCUGUAAAAAAGAUAAUAAAUUUAGGUGUUCAAGGGAAAAAAGAUUUCUGCAGUGAGAUUGCAGUAAUUGGUAAUAUUCACCAUGCCAAUUUGGUCAAACUGAAAGGUUUUUGCGCCCAAGGGAGACAACGCCUUUUGGUUUAUGAGUAUAUGAAUCGUGGGUCACUUGACCGCAGUCUUUUUGGUAGUGGACCAGUAUUAGAAUGGCAAGAGAGGCUUGAUAUAGCACUAGGGACAGCCCGUGGGCUUGCAUACCUGCACAGUGGGUGUGAACAGAAGAUAAUCCAUUGUGAUGUGAAGCCAGAGAACAUUCUCUUACACGACCACUUUCAAGCAAAGAUCUCCGAUUUUGGCCUUUCAAAGCUUCUAACUACUGAACAGUCUAGUCUAUUUACAACUAUGAGAGGCACACGUGGCUAUCUCGCCCCAGAAUGGCUUACUAACUCUGCAAUCUCAGAAAAAACUGACGUCUAUAGUUUUGGAAUGGUACUACUUGAACUUGUGAGUGGAAGGAAAAAUACAUUACGACUGCAAAGCCAUAGCCUGAAUAACAGUAGCAGCGGUGGGGGUCAGUCAUCAUCGUCAUCUGGGUCAGCACUUGUUUAUUUUCCUCUAUUUGCUCUAGAGAUGCAUGAGCAGGGGAGGUACUUGGAGCUUGCUGACUGGAGAUUGGAGGGACGGGUGACAAGUGAAGAGGUGGAGAAAUUUGUACGUGUCGCAUUGUGUUGCGUUCAUGAGGAACCGGCACUUAGGCCAAAUAUGAAUACUAUUGUUGGCAUGCUGGAAGGUGGGAUCCCUUUGGGUCGGCCAAAUUUGCAAUCAUUGAAUUUCUUGCGCUUUAUUGGGCGUGGAUUUACUGAGGCUUCUAUGAUAGAAAGGGGAACUGAGCAAAUUGAUCGUGUGUUGUAUCCAGAGGUGAAUGCUUCUCCUACAACAACAACAAUGGACUCGCGUAAUUACUUCUCUUACGUCUCUUCACAGCAAGUUUCAGGCCCAAGAUAGUGUUGAGUAGUUGAGCAGCUUGUGUAUAGUUAAUCGUGAUGAGAAUUAAAUGUAUGUGAUUUGGAUUUUAAUUUUCUUUCUCACUCUAUAUUGGAAUCUACUGUAUAAUUCUGACAUCUUUCCACAAGGUUCAAGGUAUGUUGAAUGCUGUAAUUUGUGCAGUUCAUGUAAACAGCUCUUUUGAGAAAGUAAUAUGACUUAAUUGUGUGGAAAUUAGAUGUAGCAGGUUUGUAUUACUUUGCCAUAAAUGUUAUUAUGAGAAAUUUCGGAGUAGAUCAUGCAUUCUUAGAUCUUUCAUAUGAGAGACUGAGAGAGGUUGUCAUGGAUGUGGGUAAGGUGCUUGUUGAUGGUGGCCACAGAAUGCAUGAGGAUGCCUGUGCUGGUGAAAAAUACUUUCCUUAAAAAUGAACGCACACUCUCAAGAAAAAUGGUUGAGAUGGUGAUGUCACUAGCAUUGGAGAAGACAAUGUUAAAAGGGCAAAUAUUGAGCUGCUAUAUUAGUAAGUUGUGGUAUGGUAUGCUAGGUACAAGUGAUUCUGCAGAUAUCUUAAGAUAACCAGUUAUAGAGAUCUUUCUUUCCUCACCUGAGAGAAUGAAGUUGCAAGUGUUUGCACUUUCAAAUGUUUUCUCUUCAUGCAGUUGGAGAUUUUUUCAGUCGAAGGAGACUAAAGAUAUACUGGGGACAUGGAAUUUAUGGGGUUGAAUCAGCAUCAACAUUCUAUUUUGGGAAGCAUCCAUCUUGUCUAAGUUUGGGGGAGUCUGCAAUGCUUGCUGGGCUAAUACCUGCCCCAGAACUUCGAUCGCCGCUCAGGGAUCCUUCCAGAGGAAAAACCUUUCAAGCCAGAGUUUUGAAGAGGAUGGUGGACGUAGGCUUUCUUGAUUUUGAAACAGCACUUUUUGUCGUGAAACAGUAUCUUCCUCUGCAUGUUACUGAGUCAGAAGCACCUGUUGUCUUUCUCCUGGGAGUAGGUACAAACUCCAAAUUGAGGGACAUAUGGGACUGGGAAACAGAAAGCAAAAUCUGGGAAGCAUGUGAAGAUAUGGAAAGAUGGGCCCUCAAGGUCCGGGACGGAGCCUCAGCAAAACGUUCUUGUUCUCAGUAUUAAUUGUGAGCGAUCCUACCAUUAAACUGGUUCUUCUGGUCCCUCUUGAAGCUUUGUUGCACAGAUUUUACAGUAUACAUAGACUAGACUGGACCACCUCACAAGCAAUAUAUUACCUUCGAAGUCUUGUCUUCAUCGCCACUACUAGCUAUUUUAUGACUUAAUGUAUGCAUUGACAAAUUAGUUCUCUAGAUUUUUGUUUCUUCCGAAGUUCUAACAAUUAUUGAUGGUCGCAAGGGGUUGUAGCUCAAGUGAUUUAGAGCAUAUAUUCUUGCACUUGAAGUCCUAGAUUUGAUUUCCCCCCCUUCUCCCUCCUUCCCCCCUACCCUCUCUUUUCCUCUAAUAUCGUUUGUAUAAAAAAAAAUAAAUAGAAAAAAUGAUAUAGAUCCAAAUUUUCAUUGAGAA